This is a messenger RNA of Lycium ferocissimum, 644 nucleotides long. RefSeq names its product embryo-specific protein ATS3A-like. Gene Ontology annotation, molecular function: protein binding. The transcript has a single exon. The record is from RefSeq and is a predicted model, not a curated record. Lineage: Eukaryota; Viridiplantae; Streptophyta; Magnoliopsida; Solanales; Solanaceae. Bases 71 to 571 code for a protein of 166 amino acids.
AAAACAGGGGGCUGGUGAGGUGAGGCCAUUAAAAACUCAACAAAAUAUCUACACUAGUCAUCAAAAUUAAAUGUUGAUGAAAAUGGGUGCUCACCUCCUUGUGCUCCUAUUCCUCAGCUUAGCUGCUUUCUCCCAAGCAAGAUCAUCAAUUACUUCAACUUCACCAAAGCCCCAAAUUUUCACAACCAAAACCAAUCAAAGCGACGCUACUGCUAGGAAAUGUUCAUACACAUUAACCAUAAAAACAAGUUGUUCUUCACCUAAAUACACCAGAGACAAAGUGAGUAUUGCUUUUGGAGAUUCUUAUGGAUUUGAGGUCCACGCGCCAAGAAUAGAUAACCCUUCGGCAAGGAUAUUUGAGAGCUGCUCUACCGAUACUUUCAAGAUUAAUGGCCCUUGUAUUUAUGAGGUCUGUUACCUUAACUUGAAGAGAGUUGGAUCUGAUGGCUGGAAACCUGAGAGCGUCAAGGUGUACGGUCCAAAUCGUCCUGCUAUUACCUUUAACUAUAAUAAGUUUCUGCCUAAUGGAGUCUGGUUUGGAUUUAAUCACUGUCGUAAACGCUCUCUCUAGGAAGAAGCCACUAUUAUGUAUGAAAUCUGUGUUUUAAUUGAUGUAUUUUAAUGGUUAUUACUUAUUGUAUUUG